UUUCUGACUGGACUACUGGGUGAUACAUUCCGUGUCAUUGAAAUACAGAGAGUUUAUAAAUGGGGAGCUAGGCAAGUACUAAAGAAGAGCACUUCUCAUUUCUCUAGAUUUUCCUGCACCUCUGUGCAACUGUGGUCGUCACACCGAGGGCAUAUAAAUUAAAAAUCUAGAAAUAUAUCACAUAGUGAGGCUCAUCUUCAUUGUACACUGACUGACUUCUUGCCUGAAAGUUGGAAGCUAUCUAAAUGGCCCAAACUCAGAGGAACAGCGGUGCUUUAGCAGCUGCAUGCAUGCUGUUUCUGGGUUUAGUGAUUAUGCAACAAAUGGUGAGCGCAGAGAGAUUACUCAAGGAUAAAAACCCCGAUCAAGUUUUUGGUGAUCAGAAAGAAAUAAGACCAGGGCUUUUGCUUACAGCAGUACGCUUCUUUUGGCAGGGUGGCGAGUCUUCUUAUGAACCUGUUUGGCCUGAGAUGGAGUUUGGGUGGAAAAUUGUAGUAGGAUCCAUAGUUGGAUUUUUUGGUGCUGCAUUGGGCAGCGUUGGAGGAGUUGGAGGUGGCGGAAUUUUUGUCCCCAUGCUCACCUUGAUCAUCGGCUUUGACCCCAAAUCUGCCACCGCCAUUUCUAAAUGCAUGAUAAUGGGAGCAGCUGGAUCAACAGUUUACUACAACCUGAGACUGAGGCACCCAUCACUGGAUAUGCCUCUCAUAGAUUACGACCUGGCAUUGCUAUUUCAGCCGAUGCUCAUGCUUGGAAUCAGCAUCGGAGUUGCCUUCAAUGUCAUGUUUGCAGAUUGGAUGGUCACCGUUCUACUUAUCAUCCUCUUUUUGGGCACAUCAACAAAAGCGCUGAUGAAAGGGAUAGAAACAUGGAAAAAAGAGACAUUAAUGAAGCAGGAAGCAGCCAGGGCGGUGGAGUCUGAGACCAAACUCAUCGAAGGUCAAGAACAAGAUUACAAACGACUACCCAGUGGUCCGGCUGCCUCACAAAAUGACGAGGUUCCCAUCCUCCAAAACAUUUACUGGAAGGAGUUAUCGUUGCUUGUGUAUGUGUGGAUAGGUUUUCUUGCUGUACAAAUCGCUAAGGAAUACGUUAAAACCUGCUCCAUAGCAUACUGGAUUCUGAACUCCCUUCAAGUACCUAUUGCUGUCUCUGUCACACUCUUUGAAGCCAUAUGCUUAUACAGUGGAAAAAGGGUGAUUGCAUCCAAGGGAAAAGAGAUUACAAAUUGGAAGAUACAUCAGAUUUUAUUUUACUGUUCUUGUGGGAUAGUAGCUGGCAUGGUAGGUGGAUUACUUGGGCUAGGAGGAGGGUUUAUCUUGGGACCUCUUUUUCUUGAACUGGGAAUUCCACCUCAGGUAGCAAGUGCCACAUCAACAUUUGCAAUGGUAUUCUCAUCUUCAAUGUCAGUUGUACAAUACCAUCUUAUCAACCGUUUCCCUGUCCCAUAUGCUGCUUAUUUUACUUUAGUUGCAACAAUAGCUGCUUUCACUGGUCAGCAUGUAGUGAGAAAGAUAAUUGCAGUCCUUGGCAGGACAUCAAUAAUAAUUUUUAUACUGGCUUUGACAAUCUUUGUGAGCGCCAUCAGUUUAGGUGGGGUGGGCAUUGAAAACAUGGUUGAGAAGUUGGAGAAUCAAGAAUACAUGGGAUUUGAAAAUCUGUGCCACCAAUCCUGAAUUCUAUUGUAUAGUAGUGUUAGCUCACUACAUUCAAAAUCACAUUAUAUACUGUGCCUAUGUCUGCUAAAACUUCUACAGCAAAGUUUCAUUAUGUUUUUUAUUUCUUUCUCCCAGCACAGUUUUUGUAAUGGCUUCUGCAGGACAAUCUUUGGGGAAUAAUGUGCCAAGUUGAGACCUUAAAUUUUUCAUUUUGCUA
This is a messenger RNA of Mangifera indica (mango), 1872 nucleotides long. Its product is annotated as sulfite exporter TauE/SafE family protein 3-like. Lineage: Eukaryota; Viridiplantae; Streptophyta; Magnoliopsida; Sapindales; Anacardiaceae. Bases 246 to 1673 code for a protein of 475 amino acids. Gene Ontology annotation, cellular component: membrane; Cul4A-RING E3 ubiquitin ligase complex. The transcript has 12 exons. Gene Ontology annotation, biological process: protein ubiquitination. The record is from RefSeq and is a predicted model, not a curated record.